AUGCCCAAAUAUACUUCGAUGUAUUCCGAGGAAUUUCCAUACCCCCAGAAAUUCCUCGACGAUAAUCCUCACGACUACGCAACAUUGAAUCAGAAACACGACGCAUCAUGUACAAUGGUACGCCCGGCUGUGAAAACAGCCUAUUUCUACCAGGAUGGAGAUAUUGACGCACGUGGAAUUCGCAUCGCCAUCCAUCCCAAUCGGUAUCGCAGUCUCGAAGCUCUGCUUGGUGAACUUACUGAAAAAAUGCCCAAACUUGGGAAACCAGCACAAACUGUAAUGAACUCAUCAUAUACGACAUCAUGGGGUACAAAUAAGCUACACCAAGCAAAACGUAUCUAUGUUCGGCUUCGUGGCGAUCAGAAGAGUCAGAAAAUAUGUUCGGCUGGCGAUCAGAAGAGUCAGAAAACAGUGGUUAUUCGGAGACGAUAUGUAAAGAACAUCGAACAGGUAUUGCAAGAAUUGAGUGAGCUAUUUCAGGUACCAAUUAGAAAGUUGUAUACGGUCGCAGGUCAUCAAAUUGAAACCAUUGACGAUCUCAUUAAAGGACCUAACGAAAUAAUCGCUACUGGUAACGAGCGGUACUCACCCAAGUUUGUCCUCAAUGAUAACGUGAUCACUCCUAUUUCUCGUUCACGAUCGGAGCAGCGUCUUCGGAGCCAUGGGACACCUGGAAAAGUGUAUCACUUCGAUAAAAGCCGAAAUCGCAGUCUUGGACGGCUCAUUUCAACAGCAGGUUCUUGGAAGAUCCUCAUCACCUCAGGGGUCGUUGAUGCAGAUACUGGUGACACAUACCUAGCGGCAUGCACUUCAAACAUACUGCUGACGGUAUGUGACAGAUAUCAUGGCUCCCAACCGAUUGUUCUGCGUUCGGCCUACGUGAAGACCCUACCUGCCGAAGUACAUCAUGAGAAAGGAAACUGUCCAAACGGUACACCGCCGGCUAUCCCAGAAAACGCUCCUUUCAAUCCAGGGCGAACGGAUCGAUUUGACACCUCAAAUGUCUGCGUUCGUGGCGUCCACAAGGGCACAAGUUUUUCAAUGACUGGCACAUGCAGUGUCAAGUUCUGCACACCAAACAACAGCGAGCGGAAUGUUGCUUCUGUUGUGUGGGUGGCGGCCUUCCGUACCGAGGGCAGCCUCGGGAUUCUGAUUGGCGAUGCGAUCACUCGGACAUCAAGACAGAGCAGAAUACGGCAGGCUCAACAAACGGGACACAAAUAUGUAUGGGCUAUACUCACAUGUGUGAGGGACAUUUACAAAAUCCGUCUCAGUCAUGAUGGCACGGGAAACUACCCAGAAUGGUUUCCAAAAGAAGUGCGGAUGCAACCUUUGGGAGCGGAUCAUGUGCUGCCGACGCCUACACCUUCAGUCGAUGAGAAGAGACACAGUCGGUUGGUCAAACCACCCGUCGAUUCACUCCGUGGAGUGCAACCGGAGCUCAUUUUUCCUUGCAACAAAUGGUUGUCACGAGUCAAAGGAAAAGGAAGCUUGACGGUGGAAGUUGCCGCGCCCGGAACACAGCUCUUGAAUGGUCGGAGUACGGUAGGAUCGAAUGCAAGGAUACUAAGUAUGGAUCCCUUAAGUCUCGCAGCCUUUGGGGAUAGAGCACCAGUUAUCCGUUACGAAAUUCACGUAACUACGGGUAAUCUUUGGGACGCAGGAACGAAGGCCCAAAUUAGUGUGCAGCUUCAAGGAGAUCGUGGUGAUAGUGGUCGCCGGGUUCUCUAUACGCCUGGAGUGGACCCAAGUACGAACUUCAUCAGGGGACAGACAAGCGUAUUCGGAAUCGACGCCGUUUUUCUUGGUCGCCUUCGACGUAUGACGGUGUGGAUCGAAGCUGGAGAAAAGACAAGUACAACCUGGUACUUGGAACGGAUCGUUGUGAGGGAGAUGCUGCUACCUUUUUCUUCACCGCAGCGAAGGAGUUCCGAUAGAAAAAACCAGCCAACUCACGAAUUUCAGUCAUCAAAUCACAGUGUCCUCCUGGGUGUCAGUUGCUUUCCUUGUCAUCAAUGGCUGGGGCUGACCCCAAAACCAGGUACGCCUGAGAUUCAACUGACCGCGACAGUAGGUUCCGGCGCUGUGACGGCUGAUAUGUUGGAGCGCAGUGUAUCACUAAACCAGGAGGAAACCUGGUGGCAACUUGAACAAUGGAAAUUCCGUCCAGGCAACGCUGUUGUCUUUUACAGUUACGCAACUGGUGCACGGAUGCGGGUAGUUGAAGGUGGACGAAUAGAGGCUCAUCAGCUCGAUGGAAAAGACACUGUUGACACAAGCGGUACCGAACCCUUAGAGAAAUUCGGUCGACUGGCAUACGGAACAGGUGACCAAGUUAGCACAACCUAUGCCGCGCGAUCAGUUCAGGUAUCGUUGGCACUCCCUUUCUUGAUGGACCAAGUUUCUUUCGAUCCUGAAUGCUUUGCAGUUGAAGUGAUAGGCGGGAAAUUUCCAUCCACUUCCAAAAAAGCCCGAAAGAUUUCGGCUCAUUUCCCCUCCAACGAGACCUUGUUUCAGAAAUCAGGAAGCCUAAAUUUACUUGGUUGA
Opisthorchis viverrini is the source of this 2547-nucleotide messenger RNA. RefSeq lists its product as hypothetical. Gene Ontology annotation, biological process: intracellular signal transduction. NCBI's taxonomy places the organism in Eukaryota, Metazoa, Platyhelminthes, Trematoda, Opisthorchiida, Opisthorchiidae. The transcript is spliced from 11 exons. Gene Ontology annotation, molecular function: protein binding. Bases 1 to 2547 code for a protein of 848 amino acids. The record is from RefSeq and is a predicted model, not a curated record.